AUGGGUUUUGGUAUUAGCAGUACGCGAGGCCGAUGCGUCAACUAUGCCUCACACGUCUACGAGGCGACAAAGGUGACCUUGCCGUGUCGUGGGAGGUCCACAAUACAGCGGCCAUUUGGGAGUGGGAGGCGGGGGGCAUCGCUGCGUGGUGACGGUAACGCGGUGGCGGUGGCAGCGGAAGCGGAAGCGGAAGCGGAGGCGGAGGCGGAUGAGGAGGAGCUCUCCGACAUCACCAACAGCUCCUUCACACGAAGCAGCGACAGGGGCGCCAUAGUGGGCAGCUCUCUUUCCUUCAAGGCGGAUGACUUGGAGCGGCAGCGUCGCGAGCCACCGCCCUCCAUAGAGGAGGAUCUCUUCAUCUACGACGACGUUGUCGUCUCGAAGAAUGACGCCCAGACGAAGCACUGGCGCAUUGAGGGACGCAGGCCGCAGGCCUCCAGACGGACUUCGCGGAAACCCAACGAAGGCGCACUGUCGGACAGAUUGUUCCACUUCACGGACUUCAACGUUUGUGUCGACGAGGUGGAUUUGACGGCGGAACAUCCGAUGGGUAGCGUUGCCAUGCAGCAAUUGGCAUUUGGGCAGAAGGCUCAACAGGCGGUUCUGUUAGGGGCCACCGUCAUGACAACAUUUAGCACAGUCCCCAACACGGUGGCUGCGAUGCUGCGCGGGAAUGAGGUACAGGCAGCGAAUAAAUUUGGUCGUCCGCUGCUGGACGUCAAGGUGGAGACGUUGAUUGGGCACUCAUCGCGGGUGAAGUGCCUUUCUGUGGCCCCAGCAGAGCGUAGUUUGGUGAGCUGCUCGAGCGAAGACGCCUCAGUGACGCUGCGCAGCCUUAUAAAUGGAGAGGGUGAAGGUAUUUUUACAGGUCACUCUGACAAUGUUAUCUCCACUGCCAUCUCCCCGGACGGCAAAUACCUUGCCACCACCAGCAAAGACCGCACCAUGGUGGUGUGGGAUGCAAGCAUGGGCAAGCUACUGUAUGUAUUGCAGCAUGAAAUGGUGGUGAUUUGCUGCAGCUUUAGCCCAGACAGUAAGACGAUGGUUUCGGGGUGUCAAGACCGCAUCUGCCGAUUGUGGGACACCCGGACGGCGCGGGAACGACUAUCGUAUACACAUCAUACUGGAAUCAUAGUCAGCGUGGCAUACAGCCCAGAUGGUGCAUAUGUGUGUAGCACGUCCGCCGACAGAACACUACGGGUAUGGUCGACGACAAACGCCAAGACGCAUCUAACACUAAGAGGUCACGUAGGAAUCAUUUUGGCGUGUAGUUACACUGCCGAUGGAAAACAUAUUAUUAGUAACGAUGAGACUUACCUUUGCGUCUGGUCAGCUGUCGAUGGGUUGUGCAAGCUCCGUCUAGCCGUUACAAAAGUCGCCAAUAGGCCAUUUGACAGACCCCGUGCUGAAAGGUUGGGGUGGACGUUUUCGUCCGCAGCUCCAGGGGCCUUCACGCAGUACGUUGUGGUGGCCUGUACAAACCGUUUUGUGUAUAUUCUCAACAUUGACGAUGGUAGUGAUCAAUACAGUACGUUUUGCAAGGCCCCCGUGUACAGUUUGGCGGUUGGAAGCAAAGAGAAGGUCGUCUUCGGGGACAGUUUCGGUAAUGUGUAUGUGAUGACACUUUCAUAG
Trypanosoma rangeli is the source of this 1632-nucleotide messenger RNA. Its product is annotated as protein kinase. Gene Ontology annotation, molecular function: protein binding. The record is from RefSeq and is a predicted model, not a curated record. The transcript has a single exon. NCBI's taxonomy places the organism in Eukaryota, Euglenozoa, Kinetoplastea, Trypanosomatida, Trypanosomatidae. Bases 1 to 1632 code for a protein of 543 amino acids.